Messenger RNA from Mesorhabditis spiculigera, 516 nucleotides. The record is from the annotation of a GenBank genome assembly. NCBI's taxonomy places the organism in Eukaryota, Metazoa, Nematoda, Chromadorea, Rhabditida, Rhabditidae.
AUGGCUGGACUCGGCGGACAAAAAUACCAAGAUAUGGAAGCAAAUAAGCCGAAGAAUGAGAUUUGCGAGAGCUUCGCGAAAAUCAUCGAAACGGACGAAAACGCGGACAAGGUCCGCGUCGUCGAAAUUUUGCGCACUCGUGCCUGCAACGAUGCCCUCUUGCCCCUCCAACCUAUCUAUGCCCCUCUGAUUGACUGGCUAUUCCCGAGUUUGGGUAGUGGCUAUCAAAAGCUGCACGAUUGCUGGAGGGCGCUGGAGACCGAGCGGAAUCCCUGGCCACGAGCUAGCGGGAAUUGCGACGAAAUCACCCGAGAGUACGCGUUGCGUGUCAAUAACGACGCCAAAAAAUGUGGUUACGGAGAGGCCGAUCAGGGAUUUGUGGCUCGAUUGACGCAGCUAAAGGUGCACGAAAACGUCAUUGGUAACGCGAACGCUCCAGCUGCAGUUCGAAACUGCCGACAGGAGAUUGUGGAGGCGCUUGCCAGACUCGACACAAUCAAGCAAGAAAACGAGUUA